UUUUCGACCAGCAGUCACUGAGUUUCCGCUUCCUGUCACUUAUUAAUAAAUAUAUCAAUGGAAGCAUCGUGAGGCUGCAGAUGGAGAUCGAUAAGUGAUCAGUGAUUAUUGAUCCUGUCAGACUACAGACGGUCUGUGGCUCUGUCGGCAGGUGGCGCUGUUUGUUGCCAGCGGUCAGUGUGAUGAGGAUGGAGGCAGUAAACAGGGCGAUGUCUCCUCUCCGCGCUGUGACACCCAGCUGCCAUUAAAACAACUGGAACAACAUCUGGAACAACAUCUGGAACAACAUCUGCUGCUGCAACACCGCUGUGACUCAGAGACCAGCUUUGGCAGAAACAUGGCCGCCCAGCCGACCCCGCCGUCCGUCCUGAGGGAGUUCUGCCCACUCUACUACCUGCUGAACGCCAUCCCAGCCAAGGUGCAGCGUGGGUUCAGGUCCGUCCUGGUCUACCUGACGGCUCUGGACAGCAGCAGUGACUUCCUGGCAGUGGGCAGCAGCAUCGGCAUGCUCUACCUGUACUGUCGCCGCCUUGCACAUAUGAACAAGUACAGUUUGGAGGGAAAGAGUGAUGCGAUCACGGCUGUGAAGCUGCUCAGCUGUUUUGAUGAUCUGGUUGCCGUGGGAACAGCGUCUGGUCGAGUCGCAGUCUUCCAGCUGGUGUCUCCACUUCCUGGUCGAAAUAAACAGCUGAGGCGUUUUGAUGUGGUCGGCCUCCAUAAAGGGUCCGUCACGUCUUUGGCGUGGAGCACCAACGGGAUGAAACUUUUCUCUGGAGACGAUAAGGGACGAGUGGUAUUCUCCUCUCUGGACCUGGACCAGGGUGUGUGUAAACCUGUGCUGCUGUUGGAGGAGUCCUCAGGUGUGGUCCAGAUGGAGUACAGUCACCAGGUGCUGCUGGUCUCAACCCAGCAGAGAUCUCUGCUGUACUGCACUCAGAAACAGGAAGUCCAGCAGCUGGGUACCAAGCCCCGCAAGAGCAGCGGCAGGUUCGGAGCCUGCUUCCUGCCGGGUCUUUGUAAACAGAGCGAUCUUCAGGUGUUUGCUGCUCGACCUGGUCUCAGACUGUGGAGGUCUGACAUCAGAGGACAGGUGGAGGAGACCCGAUUGCUCAAACCACUGUUCAACACACAGAUCCCUCAGUUUGAGUUGUUUCCUCGUCCUGGUCCAAUCGGAGCGUACCGUCCAGCAGAGAGACAGCUUGGUCUGCUCAGCUGUUUCCUCAGAGAGGGCUGGAUCCUAAGCUGGAACGAGUACAGCCUCUACGUCCUGGACUGUAUCAACGAGGUGAUAAUCGGGGCCUUGGAGAGCAGUGGAGACAUUGUGUCAGUGUCGUGUUGUGAUAACGAGAUCUUCAUCCUGAAAGGAGACAGAGACAUCAUCCGUCUCUCCAACAGCCCCGAGGGACUGGCCUCCAACUACAGCAGCAGUGGGACCCGUCUCUCUGGAGGAGCAGGCUGGCUCAGACUCACAUGUUGUAGUCCAGACAGCAGCUGCAGUGACGGUGGAAGUGGAACUCCUCUCGUCCCUCCUGCCCUCCAGGGCUCCCUGGGCUCCUUCAAGGGUCUGGCGGAACCAGCUGAACCAGGGGAAAGGCCUCUUGGGCUCCCGGGUGGCAGAGGCGGAAGGGGUUGUCCCCCCGACCCUGAUUGUCUGGACAGGAACACCCCAGUAUGGUUCCAGGGUGGAUGGAAGAGAGGUGGUUCUCUACUGUCACACUGGCCCUGUGCAGCGGGGGGGAAGUCCUCAACCUGUGCGUCCAAUCAAGACGGAGGAGGCAAUAAGACAGAGCAGUCAGACCAGACACUCAGCGGACUCCCCCCCCUGCCGCCCCCCUCCCUUCCCCCCGGUCCCCCUACCCUGGGAUACACCAAACCUGAGGAAGUUUGGCAUGAGAGCCUGGAUGGGAUCUCAGGACCAGGAUGGUUUGUGUGGUGUCUGGACUUUAAAGGAGGACUGUUCUGCAGCACUCUGCCUGAAACUGGACUCACCUGGCAGCGCUUUGAAGACAAUGUCCACCAGGUGGCGUUAUCACCUUCAGGUAAUCUGCUGUGGAAGGUGGAGCAGAAGAGCAUGACGGCGUUUGCUUGUGCUAAAGUAUCCGUUAAAGGAAAGCGUCACUGGUAUAAAGCUGUGGAGCAAACAGCCUUCGUGGCCCUGAGCGACGACUCCGCCUGGAUCAUCAGGACCAACGGAGACCUCUACCUGCAGACAGGUCUGAGCGUGGACCGCCCCUGUGCUCGCUCUGUGAAGGUGGACUCUCCCUGCGUGUUCAGCCAGGUGUGUGUGAGAGGAGGCGUGGUCUGGGCUCUGAGCGAACACAAGGCUUUAUUCUACAGAGAGGGACUGAACAGCUACUGCAGCGAGGGCGAAGGCUGGAAGUACGACACCGUCAGUUUGCAGUUUCUCAGCUGCUGUCUGUGUUUGGUUCCUGCAGGAACUUUCUGGCAGAAUGUCGUUCCACGAGGAACUGUCUCCGCCACCAGGUGGACCUUCAUCACUUCUUCAGCAGUGCCUCACAGAGAAGGGACGUUCCUGUGGUUGGCUCAGAGCAGGAAGGAUCUGUUCUGUGUUUGGGACCAGGAUGGAGAGCUCCGCCCCUCCUCUGUCCCCCUACCACCUGAGGUGGAGCUGACUCACCUGUCUGCCUGUCGUGAUGCCCUGUGGGGUUUGGACACUCAUAGCCGAGUCAGUAUUCGUACGCUGUCUCCGUCCUGUCCCGCCGGACUCCACUGGACCCCCCUGGACCUCAGUCAGCUUGGUACGUACUUGAGUCAUACACUACCUUACAUUAAUAUAGCUGAUUUUAACCAAAGAGACAUACAGGCUGAACAGGCAACUAAAACCUGCAGGCUGUGUGACGAAGAUGAUAAUGAUGAAGUUGUGGUACUUAGCAGCAAAGAUGCAUGUAUUACCAGCACUGUAAAUCCCUGGCGCCUGGAGUCCCGUGGAGGCGAUGGAGGUGGUGGAGUAGGUCAGUCACUCUCCCUCUCUCUCCCUCUCUCUCCCUCUCCAGUGACUUCAGAGGACGAGUUGUGGGCGGUGACUCCGAUUGGUGGAUUGUCCCGUCGUCUGACAAAGCUCCUCCCACAGGCUCCCUGUAGGCCCGCCCCCUCAGGCCCCUCCCUCAGCGGGGACGACGUCGACGACGAAUGGGAGCUCAUCUGAGCCGUGACAUCACUGUGAUGUCACCACUGUUUGGUGUUGGUCUGUCUGAUCUGGAUUCACCUGGUGGGACUUUAUGAUGUCACAGUGACAUCACUUCCUGUGACACUAACAUUUAGAGGACGGUUCUGAAAGAAGAUGGCUGCCACACGGGAAUCCAAGUGGCUGCUGGGAAAUGUAGUAAAAUGAGACUUUUUUGUUUUAAUAGAAAGCACUUUAUUCUCUGAAGGGACUGGACCAGACUGGUUCUAACUGGUUCUAACUGGUUCUGGUUAGUUUAGCGAAUUCUCCUUCAGUCUAGUUUGGAGCGGCUCAAAAUGGUUCUUACUGACUUUCUCAAACUUAGUGGUUCUAACUGCUUCUCAACCUGGACGGACUUUUAGUUCCAGUUCAGUUGAGUCUGGUUCUGUGUGAGGACAUUAAAGGGAAUAUGUUUAUUUCUUUAUUCUGGUUUCAACCAGUUCUAACUGGUUCUCUAACAACGGCCAGUGUUAGCUUCAAGCUACUGAUUAAAGGGACAUUGAACUGAC
This is a messenger RNA of Morone saxatilis (striped sea-bass), 3693 nucleotides long. RefSeq names its product tectonin beta-propeller repeat containing 2 (gene tecpr2). The transcript has 22 exons. NCBI's taxonomy places the organism in Eukaryota, Metazoa, Chordata, Actinopteri, Moronidae. The record is from RefSeq and is a predicted model, not a curated record. Bases 338 to 3166 code for a protein of 942 amino acids. Gene Ontology annotation, molecular function: protein binding.